UGUGAGCACGCACUCGUGGGUUAUGCUGGGAUUGAUGACCUUUAAUGUCACUAUUCUACUGCAUUUCAUGUGGUUUUAGCUUGUUUUCCAAAUACUAGAUAAUGUGGUAUGAGACACUGCCAGGAAUUGCCAUAAUGGCAGCCUGUUUGAUGGUGCCUGGUAUUUCUACUAUUUGGAUUCACAGGUGGACAAACGGUGGAAAGGAGAAGAGAAUAGCUCUGUAUCCUUACCAGUGGUAUCUGAUGGAACGGGAUAGACGAAUAUCGGGUGAAAAUUUGUAUUAUAAGUCGAAGGGCUUGGAAAAUAUUGACUGAAGAACGUGUUGUGUAUCUGACUGCACCAUUUCUUGUACAUUAACAAAUAGCAAUGCGUAGGCUGUAUUUUGGUUUCAUUUGUUAAAAAUGCAAAUUGUGCAAAGAAUGAGGAGUAUAAUAAACAUAUAAAGAUGGAA
Messenger RNA from Protopterus annectens (West African lungfish), 451 nucleotides. It is a transcript of the gene NDUFA1, whose product is annotated as NADH:ubiquinone oxidoreductase subunit A1. Lineage: Eukaryota; Metazoa; Chordata; Ceratodontiformes; Protopteridae. The record is from RefSeq and is a predicted model, not a curated record. The coding region runs from base 102 to 314 and encodes 70 amino acids. The transcript is spliced from 3 exons.